Messenger RNA from Meriones unguiculatus (Mongolian gerbil), 1176 nucleotides. RefSeq names its product claudin 10 (gene Cldn10). Gene Ontology annotation, biological process: cell adhesion; bicellular tight junction assembly. The transcript is spliced from 5 exons. The record is from RefSeq and is a predicted model, not a curated record. The coding region runs from base 277 to 966 and encodes 229 amino acids. Gene Ontology annotation, molecular function: structural molecule activity. Lineage: Eukaryota; Metazoa; Chordata; Mammalia; Rodentia; Muridae. Gene Ontology annotation, cellular component: plasma membrane; bicellular tight junction.
AAAAAAAUAUCUGCAGUACCAAAACCUUCAAAAUCCAUCCACAAAAUUUCGGUACCUCAGGAGGGAGUUAGAAAGCUUGUUCUAGGCUAUCUCCAAGAUGCCGUUGGUGUGUUUCGCUUUAUCCUAGAUCCCCGAGCUUCCGGCUGUCGGGAGUAUGAAGUAUGAACCUGCCGUCAUGGGCCCGGCUGUACCACUUGUGAGUUCUGGCCAGCAGCUGCAUGCCUAGGCCCCCAGAGCAUUCUGUCUGGACUGUGACACCAGGUGAGGCUGAGCGACAUGUCCUGGGCGCAGAUCUCAGCCCUGGUGUGCGGCGUCGGUGGUUUCGGUGCUCUGGUCGCCGCCACCACGUCCAAUGAAUGGAAGGUGACCACCAGGGCGUCCUCGGUGAUAACAGCCACCUGGGUCUACCAGGGCUUGUGGAUGAACUGCGCAGGCAACGCCUUGGGCUCCUUCCAGUGCCGGCCGCAUUUUACCAUCUUCAAAGUCGAAGGUUAUAUCCAGGCGUGCAGAGGACUCAUGAUCGCCGCCGUCAGCCUGGGCUUUUUCGGGUCCAUCUUUGCACUCUUUGGAAUGAAGUGUACCAAAGUCGGAGGCUCAGAAAAAGCCAAAGCGAAAAUUGCUUGCUUGGCUGGGAUUGUAUUCAUAUUGUCAGGUCUGUGUUCCAUGACAGGCUGUUCGCUGUAUGCAAACAAAAUCACAACCGAAUUCUUUGAUCCUCUCUAUAUGGAGCAAAAGUAUGAACUAGGAGCUGCCCUCUUCAUCGGCUGGGCAGGAGCCUCUCUCUGCAUCAUUGGCGGUGUCAUAUUUUGCUUUUCAAUAUCUGACAACAACAAGACACCCAGAAUGGGCUACACAUACAAUGGACCCACAUCUGUCAUGUCCUCUCGGACCAAGUAUCAAGGUGGAGAAGGAGACUUUAAAGCCACAAGCCCUUCAAAACAGUUUGAUAAAAAUGCUUACGUCUGAAGAGCCCCUGGCAAGCUGCGCCUUGAGUUUGUUGUGGAAGCAAACUGUCCUCACAACCCUUCCAAGGCUCUCCUGUAACUACCGCUUAAGCUGUUUUUUAAAGUAUCGGUUUGAAGACUGUUGAUUGGAUGAUGUAAAUGUUCUUACAGUUAUAUGCUGAUCCCUUUCUGUUAUGCCUUUCUAUAAGGAAAAUAAACAAGUUAUUUACAA